CCGGAAGUAAAAGUUGCCCGGUGAAAGUGACAUGCACUUAUCCCCAGUGGCCAACUAGAAUAUGAAGACCUUGGACUAUGAAAAUCAAAUAUUUGCUGACGCGUUCCAAAACGAUGGUCUCUUGAUUACUGCAAGGGGGCUUGGUAUACAGAGGGUGUUCACAAGCUUCUUGAAGGUGUACUCGGACCCUGGUAGUCUCGUUCUUGUUCUCAAUACAACAACUCAUGAACAGGAGUACUUCAUAGAGCAACUGGCCAAUGAUGGGGUCCUCCCUCUACCUAAGAUUGUCACUAAUGAGCUGGCUGCCACUAAACGUCAUUCUAUAUACAUGGAAGGAGGUGUCCUUUUUGUUACCUCAAGAAUUCUUGUCGUGGAUAUGCUCACAGACCGUGUCCCCAUGGAUCUUGUUUCGGGAAUUCUUGUGUAUAAAGCACACAAAAUCUUAGAAUCCUGCCAGGAAGCGUUCAUCCUAAGGCUUUAUAGGCAGAAAAACAAGCAAGGUUUCAUCAAGGCAUUCUCUGAGAGUCCUCAAUCUUUCACAGCAGGCUUCUGCCAUGUGGCACGUGUCAUGAAGAAUCUGUUUGUUCGGAAACUAUACCUUUGGCCCAGAUUCCAGAUUGACGUCGCAAAGUGCUUAGAAAAACAUAAGCCAGAGGUGAUAGAGAUCCACCUUCAUAUGACAUCACUGAUGACAGCAUGUCAGAUAGCAAUACUAGAUCUGAUCAAGGCAUGUGUGCAGGAAGUGCAGAGGUGUAACCCUUCACUGGAUACAGAUGAGGUAACUGUAGAAUAUGUAAUAACAAGGGACUUUGAUAAAGUCAUACGUCUCCAGUUAGAUCCCUUCUGGCAUGUACUGAGCAGUAAAACCAAACAACUUAUAUCUGAUAUCAAGACACUAAGACUUAUCCUCAUUCACCUGACGCAGUAUGAUUGCGUUAACUUCUAUAAUCUAGUCAACUCUAUCAGAUCCAAUGAGAAAACAUUUGGUAACAACUCAGGGUGGCUCUUUCUAGAUGCUGCUGAUAGCCUCUUUCUGUAUGCAAGACAAAGAGUAUUCGGAACUGACAACAAAACCAAAAAGCCUAAGACUGACUCAGCAGCUACUAAACAGGACAAAGGAGACGCUACACCAGCUGAGCCUCUCCUUGAGGCCUGUCCAAAGUGGGAAGCCCUGUCCAGCAUUCUGGAGGAGAUUGUGGAUGAGAACAAGGCCAUGGAAGACACUGCUCUGGGACCAGGAAAGGUAUUGGUCUGUGCUGAGGAUGAUCGCACCUGUAAUCAACUAAAAGAGUACUUAUGUGAUGGUGGUGACGCUAUGCUGAGACGCCUUUACAACAGAUCUAUAGGCACCAAACAAGGCAAGCUCAUAAAUGAAAAUAAAGCCAAAGGUAAAGCUAGAGCAAAGACUUUCCCAGAGGAGAAUCUCACACUAACACAGAUGCUUCCCCAGGAGAAAAGGAAAGAGGAACCUGAAGUGCCAGGUAGAUCUGCGGAUGCUUACUAUGAUAUAGUUGACUCCCCUGUCACCAUACUGCACCCCCUCCACUCUACCAGUGACCCCAAUGGCCUUGUCCGUACCCUGGAGGAUGUUCAACCGAGAUACGUGAUAUUGUAUGAUGCUGAUAUGGUCUUUGUGAGACAGUUAGAGGUGUUCAAGGCAUCACGACCAGGUGUCCCAUUACGGGUAUACUUCAUGAUGUAUGUGGGCUCAACAGAGGAGCAAAGAUACCUUACAACCCUUAGGAAAGAGAAGGAAGCCUUUGAGUACCUUAUCAAAGAAAAAUCUGGUAUGGUAAUAGCUGAAAACGCUGAUGGAAAACUAGAAACUGAUCCAGAGGAAAAUGCAGAAUCUGCAGAGAAAUCUAGUAGAAAAGGAGGCAAGGCCAAACCAACUGAGCCUCAAAAAAUAAUUGUGGAUAUGAGAGAGUUUCGUAGUGAACUGCCAUCAUUGAUUCAUAGACGUGGUAUCGAGAUCGAACCAGUUACAGUUGAAGUUGGAGACUAUAUCCUGACACCUGAUAUUUGUGUUGAAAGGAAAAGUGUCAGUGAUUUGAUUGGUUCAUUGAAUAAUGGCCGACUGUACAACCAGUGUAUUGCGAUGACGAGAUAUUACAAAAAGCCUGUGUUGCUCAUUGAGUUUGAUGCAACAAAAUCUUUUGCUCUGCAGAGCAAGUAUGCAUUGUCCAGUGAGAUCUCAGUGCAAGAUAUAACAUCUAAAUUGACCCUGCUGACCCUCCACUUUCCUAAGUUACGUAUACUAUGGUGCCAAUCUCCUUACGCUACAGCAGAACUGUUUGAACAGUUAAAAAGAGGCAGACCCCAGCCCGAUGCUGUCAGGGCAAUGGAGAUUGCUACUGCCAGUGAUAUUGACACAGGAUCUUACAACCAUGGACCUCAGGAUAUGCUUUUAAAGAUGCCUGGUGUGAACUCUAAAAAUGUACGCUACAUUUUAACAAAAGUGGAAAGUAUAGAAGACUUAACUAACAAAUCCCAAGAUGAAAUCGCAGAAAUCUUAGGCAACAAAUUAAAUGCUAAACAACUCUGGGAAUUCUUGCAUACAGAACAUAAACCUGAGUCCAAUGAAGUGAAUCAAAAACUUCAAGUGAAAAGCAAGACUUAUAAAUUCAAAAGUACAAAUAAAUGGAAAAAAUAGUACAUAAACUGCAAUUUAAAUUUCCAAUUCGACUAAUUAUAUGGAGCACAAGACACAAUGAACAUAAGGAUCAAUUCCAAUAGGCUAUUUCAAUACCAAAUAUUUAUGCAAAAAUCCAAGGACCAUCAGUCCUAUGUUAUUCCAUAGAUGAGUCAAUGGUCACACAUUAUUGUCUUUGGUUGACUUUGAUCU
Owenia fusiformis is the source of this 2845-nucleotide messenger RNA. NCBI's taxonomy places the organism in Eukaryota, Metazoa, Annelida, Polychaeta, Sabellida, Oweniidae. The record is from the annotation of a GenBank genome assembly.